AUGGCUGAUAACACCAGCCUGGCCAGCAAGUCUGCUAUGCAAGCAGCAUUCCCGGCCUCUACCUCUCUCCCAUCUCUCCUUGUCGCUACUUCUUCCCAUCAUGUCUCCCCUUUUUCCGUUUCCCGUCCCACCCAGCCCCCUCAGACGCUCUCCACAGGUGGCGGAAUGAGGCUUGAAGCCGUCAUGGAGAACUUGCAGCGCCAACAGGCUGCUCGGUUGGCCAUGGAGGAAAAAUUGCGCCAGGAAAAGGACAGAGAACUGCGCUGUCUGGUGGAGUCACGCAUUCAGCAACAAGCGUUGGCUAUACGCCAUUACCAAGCCGCUGUAAGAGCGGCAGCCGCCGCGGCGGUGACCACCCCCUCGAUCUCCAACACCACCAAUUCAACCCCCACUACCACAUCAUCCAGCUCAACCUUAUCCCAGAACCGGACUUCUCUGAUCUUUCCACGCACCCCAGUCCAGAAAUCAGAGGAUGAAGAUUCUAAGCACAAAAGUGAAGGGGAAGAUGUAGACUUUGAUGAUGACGACAUGGAUGACGAGGAAGGGGAAGAAGAGGAGGAACAUAUGGAGAUGAACUCAAAUGUACCCCCUGGCUCACCUACCAAGGGACUGUCCAGGGUCAACCAAUCACAGUUACCAAAUACCAGUUCCCAAUCACACAGCUUAUCUCCUAAUGGACAAUCGGGACAUCACGAGUGGACGUACGAGGAGCAGUUCAAACAGCUGUACGAGCUGGACGAGGACCCCAAGAGGAAGGAGUUCCUGGACGACCUGUUCAGCUUCAUGCAGAAGAGAGAGUCCCACCUCAUCCUUGUCAUGUGUGGGACCCCUCCUAGACCUGGCGCCGUGCGGACUGAUGACGCCAUGCGGACUGAUGGCGCCGUGCGGACUGAUGACGCCAUGUGGACUGAUGGCGCCGUGCGGUUGGAAGUUUGUUCAGUCGCCUCCACCACUCCCAAUCAGUCCUCCGCACCCGGCGCGCCCGAGCGUCACUCAAUGGCCGCAGAAGUAGGGCAGCCGGCGCCGCGCACCCUCCGACCCCCGAUGGAAUCUUUAUGUAAGAUGUCGGGAGUUCGCAGCAGGCGGUGCCGAGGAAAGUUGCGAAAGUUCCAGAGAACAAAAUGCGUCCUGUCGUGUCUGUGA
Nanorana parkeri is the source of this 1143-nucleotide messenger RNA. Its product is annotated as AT-rich interactive domain-containing protein 3A-like. The record is from RefSeq and is a predicted model, not a curated record. NCBI's taxonomy places the organism in Eukaryota, Metazoa, Chordata, Amphibia, Anura, Dicroglossidae. The transcript has 5 exons. Bases 1 to 1143 code for a protein of 380 amino acids. Gene Ontology annotation, molecular function: DNA binding.